GACGGGGCGAGGAGGCGGAGGAGGAGAAAGAGAAGAGGCAGCAAGAGAAGAGACAGCAGGAGGGGACAGUGGGUUACGGGAUGAGGAAGGACAGCCGGUGAGACACAGGGAGACAGGUGGGAAGACAGGGGGACAGGGAGACGCGAGGCGAGAUGCUGCUGCUGGCUCCCAGUGGCAGCAGCCGUCGCCUCAUUCUGCUGCUCCAUGGCUGUCGCGUUCCUCCUCCUCCUCUCUGACAAGGAGCGAGCGGCGAGGGGGAGACGCGGCCGACAUGAUCUCCGACUACCAGCCCAGCAUGGUGCAGGACUGGGGUGAGGAGGUGGAGGAGGGAGCCCUGUACAGCGUCUCCCUGCGUAAGGUGCAGGUGCAGCCACUCGCCACGCACAAGGGAGCUCGCUGGCUCGGGGUGGAGAAUGGCGCGUGCCCACCGGGCUCCGGUGGCACCGGCGGCACCACCGGCGCGGCGCCGCCCCCGCCGCCGCCGCCGCCCCCGCCGCCCCCGCCGCCCACCGUGGAGACGGUGCGCACGCGCACGCUGAAGGCCGGCACGCUCGAGCGACUCGUGCGCAACCUCCUGGUGGCGUUCCGCGAGAACGACUCCACCUACGCCACCGUCUUCCUCGCCACCUACCGCUCCUUCGCCACGCCCACGCAGGUGCUCGACCUGCUGCUCGACAGGUACGGCAACCUGGAGGGCGAGGCGGCGGAGAGCUCGCUGCGCGGCUUAACGGCGGAAGACAAGGCGGUGCUGCGCAGCUCCAUCGCGUCCAUCCUGGGCGCGUGGCUGGACCAGUACUCGGAGGACUUCCGCGAGCAGGGCCCCGAGUUUGGCGGGCUGCGCCGGCUGCUGGAGUACCUGGCGAGGACUUUCCCCGGCUCCGACCUGGAGCGGAGGGCGCGCAACCUCAUGCGGCACUUCAAGCAGCACCGCGGGGAGGCCGCCGACGGGCACAGGCUGGUGCACACCUGGCACCCGGAGCGCGAGGGCCGCGGUGACUUCCUCUCCUUCCCCUCCGACCUCAUCGCAGCGCAGCUCACGCUCAUGGACGCGGAGCUGUUCAAGCGCGUGGUGCCCCACCACUGCCUCGGCUGCGUGUGGUCGCGGCGCGACCGCAAAGAGAACGCGCGCCUCGCCGGCACGGUGCGCGCCACCAUCGCGCAGUUCAACGCCGUGGCCAACGCCGUCACCGUCACCGUGCUCGACCCGGCGCUCGCCAAACCCGCGCAGCGCGCGCGCCUCGUGCAGAAGUGGAUCGACGUCGCCCAGGAGUGCCGGAUCCACAAGAAUUUCUCGUCGCUCCGAGCGGUUCUCUCCGCGCUGCAGAGCAACGCCAUCUACCGACUCAAGCGCACGUGGGCCACCGUACCCAGGGACACCACCUCCCUUUACCAGGAGCUGUCGGACAUCUUCUCCGGUGAGAACAAUCAUCUCACGAGCCGCGAGCUGCUCAUGAAGGAGGCGACCUCGAAGUUCGCGACGUUGGAGAGCAGUCUGAAGGAGAGCCAGAAGAGGGCGCUCAAGCGCCUGCAGAUCCAGAAGGACACGGGCGUCAUGCAGGGCACGGUGCCGUACCUGGGCACGUUCCUCACCGACCUCACCAUGCUGGACACCGCCCUGCCCGAUCGCCUCGAGGGGGGUCUCAUCAACUUUGAGAAGAGACGCAGGGAGUUUGAGAUCAUGGCUCAGAUCAAGCUGCUGCAGUCGGCCUGCAACAACUACAGCAUCAAGGCAGAGCAGCGCUUCCUCGCCUGGUUCCACCGUCUGCACUCGCUGUCCGAGGAGCAGAGUUACGCGCUGUCGUGCGAACUGGAGCCGCCGGGAGAAUCGACCUCGUCCCCCAAGACCACGCGCCGGCGCGUGGGCAAGAGAAUCAGCGGCGUGUUUGGAGCGGAGGGGCUGGCUGGAGGGGUGGUGGCGUCCCGCACCGGCGCCGCCGUUGCCGCGGGCCCCGUCGGCGGCGGGCCCUGCGUCGGCGGAGCGGCCGAGCACCGGCGGCUGGCUCACUCGGGCAGCGUGGGCGGCGAGAGCGCCGACUCGGUGAGCGUGCUCUCCUCUGGCUCGUCGGGCUCCGACAUGGAGGAGAUCUACCUGGGCCUGGCGGCGGGCUCGCCCGACGCGCACGCCAAGCACGCCGCCGGGCAGUCUCUAGACACGACGUCCGGGGUCUCCUCGGGCUCCUCGACCGUCUCCACCGAACCCUCGCCCGCGCCGGCCUCCCGCCGGCCGGGGACGCCCGGCCGCCCGGCACUUCCCCCACCGACGGCGGUGCCGCCGCCGCCGUCGCGGCCGCCGCCCCCGCCGCCGCCGCACCGCCGCGGCCGCGGGGAGACGGCGCCGACGGCGGCGUCGCUGUCGGCGGCGGCGGCGCUGACGGCCAGGAGUCACAGGCGGUCGUCGUCGGGCGCGGUGGGCUACAGCAGCCUCUCGCUGCCGCUGUACAACCAGCAGCAGGACGGCGCGUGCGUGAUCCGCGUCAGCCUCGACCGUGGCAAUGGCAACCUCUACAAGAGUAUCCUGCUGACGAGUGCCGAUAAGACGCCGGCCGUGGUGCGGAAGGCGAUGAUCAAACACAACCUGGAGGAGGAGCGCACGGAAGCCUUCCAGCUGGUGCAGGUCGUGGGAGAGGACAAGGAGUUUGUGAUCCCGGACAACGCCAACGUGUUCUACGCGAUGAACACGACCGCCAACUACAACUUCAUCCUGCGCAGGAAGGGCGCGGCGUCGGCGCGCAGCGAGCGCAAGGUGGGCUACCUCCACGCCACGCUGCCUCGCAUGCGCACGCGCGCCCUGCUCGCGGACAAGCUCGCCAAGAUCUCCCUGUGAGAGCACCUCCCGCCUGCCAGCCACCCAGCCGGCCAGCCAACCACCACCAGUGACCCCACACCCCCAUUGACACUACCGCCCCCUCCCAGACACUACCGCCCCUUCCCAGACACUACCACCCCCUCUCAAGACACUACCAACCCCCCCCCUCAGACACUACCACCCCCUCCCAGACACUACCACCCCCCCCCUCAGACACUACCACCCCUCCCAGACACUACCGCCCCCUCUCAGACACUACCACCCCCUCUCAGACACUACCACCCCCUCUCAGACACUACCACCCCCUCUCAGACACUGCCACCCCCUCCCAGACACUACUGCCUCCUCCCAGACACUACCGCCCCCUCCCAGACACUACCGCCCCCUCUCAAGACACUACCGCCCCCUCCCAGACAUUACCGCCCCCCUCUCAGACACUACUGCCCCCUCCCAGACACUGCCGCCCCCUCUCAAGACACUACCGCCCCCUCUCAAGCCACUACCGCCCCCUCUCAGACACUACCACCCCCUCCCAGACACUACCGCCCCCCUCUCAGACACUACCACGCCCUCCCAGACACUACCGCCCCCUCCCAGACACUACCACCCCCUCCCAGACACUGCCGACCCUCUCAAGACACUACCACCCCUCCCAGACACUACCGCCCCCUCCCAGACACUACCGCCCCCUCCCAGACACUGCCACCCCCUCUCAGACACUACUGCCCCCUCCCAGACACUACCACCCCCUCCCAGACACUACCGCCCCCUCUCAGACACUACCGCCCCCUCCCAGACACUAUCGCCCCCUCCCAGACACUAUCGCCCUCUCCCAGACACUACCACCCCCUCCCAGAAAUGCUGUCCCCACCUAUUACCACCAUUCCUGAUCAUCAUCUUUCUCUCUAACCAUCAGCAACUGCCUCCCCUCAUAGCAACCGCAACCGUUAAGACUCCAGGCUCACGCACCGUGCUCGUGAGUGCUAGCGCUGGGUCCACCUCCGCUCGGACUGCAAAACAAAGGACCCCAAGGCUCAUUGAGCCAAACUCAUCAUCAUUAGUGGCCAUCGGACGCGAUCUAGCUGCUGCUGGAUAAACGCUUUACAUAAGCCGUCGCCAUCUCUCAAGGACCCACAACGCAGCAGCAAUCCUUCCAGCUCCUGCACACGGGCUGAGCUCGUCGCUCCAUCUCCGCGGGAGGUCCUCUCGUAGUCUCGCCCCACCGCCAGUCGUGCCCUCUGGCUGUGACGACAUGUCCCGCCCUCUGGCCGUUUCGACAUGUCCCGCCCAGGCCCAAGCCCUUUCCUUAACAGUCAAUGCGACGGAGCCAAAGGCACGAAAAUGUCAUCUCGCCAGGGCAAGCCACUGGAGCUCUCUGGCACUGCCAGACGCUGCGAUCUACCUUGGUGGUUGGGCGGUGGCUGUGCGGUUGUGGCUGUCGUUCCGGCUGCUGAUACUGUAGCGUGGGGUUUGGGUUUGUGCGGUUUGUGCUGCCGCCGUGCGACUCUCCCGACGCGUGUCCGGGUCAUACUGUGCGUCGUUCAGCGCGAUGUCCGACGUUUCGCUACACGUGUCGCGAACUUCUUCGUCAAAGAUCCUGUGCAGUUAUCCAUAAAGUCGUAGUAGGCGAUGUGGGCCGGCGUUAUGGUCCACAUGUUCCAUAUUUGAAAAAUUACACCGCUGUUCACUCAAUUAAACUAAACAAAGUUAUUUACCAGUUAAAGCCCAUUGACCUAUGAGCUCUUUUCAGAGGCGACCUGGCCACACGUGGUAGCUCAUCACAGUGUCUAAUAUCGUCACCACACAUGGGAAUUUAUAGCAUCAGCCGAAUCAUCUAAGCGCGUAUUGAUUCUAAAUUUGGACGAGUGCAAAACCGGAGGAACCCGGAGAACAAUCCACGUGACCAGCACGGGGAGAGAGAGAACACGCGGACUCCAAAUAUACAACAGGCAUCGCGAGGGUCUGGGAUCGAACCCACGGCCUCCUGCGUAGCAGGCACGGGAGAUAACAUCUCCUCUCCACCGCAGCGCCCCAAUUUGGAUCACAGAGCAGCAGCAGGACCAUCUUGAAAGAGAGUCUUGAGACUCAGCGAUGCCUUGCUGGGUAAAUAUACACGAACCAUGCUGGGCUAGAUAUUUCUUCCUGAAGAUAACCGGCGUUUCGCUUGAGCUCCUGAACAAGCCCCCAUCACGUGUAGUGAAAUGUCGUGCAUCGCACCGUGCAUCGCACCGGUCGUCACACCAAACGGCAUGCGGCGGUACAGCCUAAAAACGCACAGAAGGCGCCGUGUUGCUGUAGGUGGCACGCGUAUGUGUGCGAGCGUGCGCGCGUGAGCGUGUGUGUGUGUGCCACCACCAUCGGCUUGCGCGUGCCAAUGGGGAGAGCCUCUUGGCCGUGAGAGUCGCCUUUUGGGCCGGCGCAGUCGCGGCGGAGCGAUCGGCAAGGCGCGGAGUUUACAGAGCGGCGCCGCGCUCCCAACGCAUGGGGGUGGCGGCACGGCACUCGCUCCCUGCCACCCCUGCUGCCGGUGGUGGUGAUGCGGCUAGCCAAACAGCUGAAGUUGCAGCUGGUGAAGUUCCAGCUGGUGAUAGAGCAUUGGUCAACUUGCAGCUGGUGAUACAGCUUGUCAACUUGCAGCUGGUGAUACAGCUUGUUAACUUGCAGCUGGUGAUACAGCUGGUCAACUUGCAGCUGGUGAAGCAACUUAAGUUACAGCUGUUGAAGUUGCAGGUGGUGAUGCAGGUGGUGAUACAGCUGGUGAACUUGCACCUGCAGCAGUGCAGUGGCGGCCGGUCUCUAUGGGGCAUUGGGGGCCAAUGCCCCAAGUAAAAUAAAAAGCUUUCGAAAAAAAGCUCUUUAGGCUCUCCAUUUUUAGAAACGCCAACUCAGUAGUGAGUAAUUCGAGCAGUCUGCUCGUGGUUUAGUUUUGGCAGGUCGCAUCGACUCGAUUCACACAGAAUCGACACACGGGGAACCCGGUUGAUCCGCCCCACCAAGACGCGCAUUCCAGCCUCUCAUUGCCCCAUUCGAACCGCUCCCACGGAGAGUCGAGGGCAGCGAACGGGGCGCAAAUAAUUCCGCCCUUGGCCAAUAAUAACGAGCCACCAGUUCCAACCAAUUUUCAUAGGGGGGGGACUGCCCUCUGCAAAAUGAGCUCUUCCUACCUUCCAUCACCACCCCAGAACUCGCCGCCGCUCACUGCUGCAGCCGCAGCUGCACUCACUGGGUGAGCUCAGUCUGCAGGAGCCAGGGUCCCGCAGGAGCGCCGUUUUGUGAUAGCUGGGAUUCUUAGCAGUGUUGCGCCAGGCUGCUUUGUACCAGGCUAAGCCAGUGAUGCAAUUCAGCGUGGGAUAUACGUAUACUGGGCUAUUUGGACCGGAUUGCAUCGAUUGGACUAUGUUUACUGGGCUAUGUGUGGACCGGACUACCGAUAAUCCGUAUUGGGCUGUGUAGACUGGGCUGUUUGGACUGAGCUACGCGUACCAGGCUAUGUAAACCUGGGCCGCGUGUGCCAGGCUGUGGCGUGGCCUCGCUGGGAAUGAGGACCCAGAGUCUGACCCGGUGAGACGUCGCUGUGCUUUGGGGGGGAAGAGGGGGGGGGUGGUGCCGGUUGUGUCUCUUGUGACCUCUGACCUCCCCCACCACUCGUGCUGGUCGCACCGCAGAGAGCAGUGUUACUCGCGUCUCCGAAGUGACCCUGCCCUGAUGCCCUUGAUUCUGGCCUGACCCCCCUGUCCUUUUCACGUAAUAUCACGUGACGAGGGGUGCUUACCCUGCCGUAAUCUUCUCAGACCCGAUGACUUCUCAAGACCCCGUGACCCCUCCCUGUCCUCGCACCAUGACCUUUCCUAGACCCCAUAACGUUGUCCUUACCCCACGAUGCCGGCCUGACCCUACCGUGACCUACUGCCCCGGCCCUGUGACCUCUACCCAAGGACGUAAGAGUCGCGGUGAUUGAACCCGGGGCGAUUACCGAGCCCAGGGGUCGCGUUUGUUACAAACGUCGUCGUUGUUGUUGAUGAUGCUGCUGAUGUACUUAUCGUUGUCGUUCUUGUUGUUGUGAAUAUUAAUAUUAUUAUCGCGGUUAUGACUGUGGAGGAGCCUCUGCCGCUCCGUGGUGCAAUACGUGGUGGUGAUCGUGGACGUGGUGUCGUGUCGUGUCAACCGCGGUGUCUCCGUGACCCCCCCCCCCCCCGCUCUUCCUGUGGUCCCUUUCUUCCAGUGCCCGCCGGUUUCUAUGUUUGUACAGACGCAGUCAGUCAGUAUUCGCGCCGCGAGUUCGCGUCGCACGAAUAAAAGUUUUCAUGUCAAUGA
This is a messenger RNA of Petromyzon marinus (sea lamprey), 7120 nucleotides long. Its product is annotated as ral guanine nucleotide dissociation stimulator-like 1. The record is from RefSeq and is a predicted model, not a curated record. Gene Ontology annotation, molecular function: guanyl-nucleotide exchange factor activity. Gene Ontology annotation, biological process: Ras protein signal transduction. Gene Ontology annotation, cellular component: plasma membrane. NCBI's taxonomy places the organism in Eukaryota, Metazoa, Chordata, Hyperoartia, Petromyzontiformes, Petromyzontidae.